CUGAUGGCACAGGCACUUGUUGACGAAUCACCAUUUCUGCAAUUUCUACAAUUUGUUUUCAAUUUUAACGCUUGAAAUAAGACAGAAUCAUGUUGGAAAAAGUUAAAAACGUGAUAAUAGUGCUCUCUGGAAAGGGUGGCGUGGGCAAGUCUACUGUUAGCACACAACUGGCGCUGGCACUGCGCCACGCGCGACACAAGGUGGGCCUGCUGGACAUAGAUCUGUGCGGACCCAGUGUUCCCUUUUUGCUGGGCCUCGAGGGCAGCGAUAUCUAUCAGUGCGACGAAGGCUGGGUGCCCAUUUACACGGAUGAGAGCAAAACUCUGGCCGUAAUGUCAAUUGGAUUUCUGUUGAAGAGUCGCACGGAUCCCGUUAUUUGGCGUGGUCCGAAGAAAACCAUGAUGAUACGCCAAUUCCUCACCGAUGUCAAGUGGGAGGAACUGGACUAUUUGAUUAUUGACACGCCGCCCGGCACCUCCGACGAGCACAUCACCGUCAUGGAGUGCAUGCGUGAAGUGCCCUGCAAUGGCGCCAUUAUUGUAACAACGCCACAGGGCGUGGCCCUGGAUGAUGUACGCAAAGAGAUUACCUUUUGCAAGAAGACGGGCAUACGGCUGCUGGGCAUAGUCGAGAACAUGAGUGGCUUUGUGUGCCCCAAUUGCACCAACUGCACCAAUAUCUUCUCGUCGAACGGCGGCGUUGAGCUGGCAAAUCAUGCCCAGAUUCCACACCUCGGCACCCUGCCGAUAGAUCCACGCGUGGGCGUGCUGGCAGGCUCGACAGCCUCUGUGCUGGACGAGCUGCCCGAUUCGACAACGGCCCAAGUGCUGAGGGGAUUAGUUCAGCAUUUGGAUGCACUAACAGCAGCCGGUGGUCCAUAGAUUAAAUAGUGCUUAGAUUGUUGAAUAAAAUGAAAUGAUAAAAGGGAAUGCCAGUCAAUGUCGUUUGCGAGUCAGGAUUGCGAAACUGUUCGAUUAGCAAACCGAGUCGCACUGAGCCUUUUGGAAGGAUCAAUCCCCAUGUGCCCAGUGGGGUAUGGCUUUGCAUAUCCGAGGCUCACUUUUUGUAUGUAUUUAUGUAUGUUUUAAAUGUAUAUAUAUAUAAUUUAUGAGUGAGAGUAACUGUGUCCAAAAGGCGUACAUAUACGUAUGUAUGUAGGUGCCUUUUUGUUUGUUUAAUACUUAAUCCAAUCUUCGAUUUCCUUUUCGUUUUCUUGCAGUUUUUUUCUAUGUUGUCUUUGAGCUAUCUAAGAGUUAUUACAAGAUAACGUCAACUGUCUUAAUGGAACCUUAAACUAAAUUCUAAA
Messenger RNA from Drosophila subobscura, 1306 nucleotides. It is a transcript of the gene Nubp2, whose product is annotated as cytosolic Fe-S cluster assembly factor NUBP2 homolog. Gene Ontology annotation, biological process: iron-sulfur cluster assembly. The coding region runs from base 90 to 881 and encodes 263 amino acids. NCBI's taxonomy places the organism in Eukaryota, Metazoa, Arthropoda, Insecta, Diptera, Drosophilidae. The transcript has 4 exons. The record is from RefSeq and is a predicted model, not a curated record. Gene Ontology annotation, cellular component: cytosol. Gene Ontology annotation, molecular function: 4 iron, 4 sulfur cluster binding; ATP binding; ATP-dependent FeS chaperone activity.